AGAGGAGGCGAUGAGAGGAAGCUGCAAUAAACACACAGGGCGUCUGCGCCUAUCUAAGUAGGACAAUAAAGUGAAAACGGCAUCAAUGCUCUAACAAUGGAUCUGUCACACAUGCUUCUCCUGAAAGUUUUCCUCUUCGCCUACUUGCUGAACCCCACCCAAGGGCACUAUAGGAACCCCCUGAACAAGUACAUCCGUCACUAUGAGGGCCUCUCGUACAGCACAGAGGUGCUGCACGGCAGCCAUCAGAGGGCCAAGAGGGCCCUCUCUCACGAAGACAAGUUCCUUCAUUUAGAUUUUCACGCCCACGGAAGGCAUUUUAAUUUACGAAUGAAGAGGGACACCACCUUGUUCACCCCAGAUUUGAAGGUGGAUGUUUCAGGAGAAGAGAUUCCUUUUGAUACCUCACAUAUCUACACUGGAGAAAUCUACGGUGAGAAGGGUACGCUGACUCACGGCUCCAUUGUAGAUGGUAGAUUUGAAGGCUUCAUUCAGAGCUACCAUGGCAAUUACUACGUGGAGCCUGCCGAGAGAUACCUGGAGGGCAAAAACGUGCCCUUCCACUCCGUCAUCUACCAUGAAGACGACAUCCACUACCCGCACAAGUACGGCCCAGAGGGAGGCUGUGCUGACAGCUCCGUGUUCGAAAGGAUGAAGAAGUACCAAGCUUCUGCCAUGGAGGAGCCAUCCAAGGAGCUCCACACCGAGGCGGGCGUUAAUGAGCCGGUGCUGCUGAGGAGGAGGAGGAUGGCCCAGGUGGAGAAGAACACCUGUCAGCUCUUCAUUCAGACCGACCACCUCUUCUACAAGUACUACAAGACCAGAGAGGCUGUCAUCGCUCAGAUCUCAAGUCACGUCAAGGCGAUCGACGCCAUCUAUCAGGGCACUGACUUCAUGGGCAUCCGGAACAUCAGCUUCAUGGUCAAGAGGAUUCGGAUAAACACCACCAACGACGAGCGGGACCGGUCCAACCCAUUCCGCUUCGCCAACAUCGGGGUGGAGAAGUUCCUGGAGCUGAACUCGGAGCAGAACCACGACGACUACUGCCUGGCCUACGUUUUCACGGACAGGGAUUUUGAUGACGGCGUGCUGGGCUUGGCGUGGGUGGGAGCCCCCUCAGGGAGCUCUGGAGGCAUCUGUGAAAAAAGCAAGCUGUACUCAGACGGAAAAAAGAAAUCUCUCAACACUGGUAUAAUCACUGUACAGAACUACGCCUCCCACGUUCCCCCGAAAGUCUCCCAUAUCACUUUCGCACAUGAAGUAGGACACAACUUUGGCUCCCCGCAUGACUCUGGAUCUGAGUGCACCCCGGGAGAAUCCAAAAGCCAAGACAAGAAGGAGAAGGGCAAUUAUAUCAUGUAUGCAAGAGCCACGUCGGGAGACAAGCUCAACAACAAUAAGUUCUCCAUCUGUAGCAUUCGCAACAUCAGCCAAGUGUUGGAGAAGAAAAGGAGCAACUGUUUCGUCGAGUCUGGCCAGCCCAUCUGUGGGAACGGCCUGGUGGAGCCCGGGGAGGAGUGUGACUGUGGCUACAGCGAUCAGUGCAGGGACCAGUGCUGCUACGACGCCAACCAGCCCGACAACAAGAAGUGCAAACUGAAGCCCAACAAAGUCUGCAGUCCCAGCCAGGGCCCCUGCUGCACCGCCGAGUGCUCCUACAAGGGCCGAAACGAGAAGUGCAGGGAGGAGUCGGAGUGCGCCCACCAGGGCAUGUGCAACGGCGUCAGCCCGCAGUGCCCCACGUCGGAACCCAAGGCCAACUUCACCGCCUGCCACGGGGAGACCCAAGUCUGCCUCAACGGGGGCUGCUCCGGCUCCAUCUGCGAGAAGUACGGGCUGGAGGCGUGCACCUGCGCCAGCCAGGACGGCAAGGACGAGACCGAGCUCUGCCACGUGUGCUGCAUGGAGAAGAUGAAUCCCAACACGUGCAGCAGCACCGGCUCGGAGCGCCUGGCUCGAUUCUUCAAUAAGAAAGUGACCACGCUGCCGGCCGGCUCGCCCUGCAACGACUUCAAGGGCUACUGCGACGUGUUCAUGAAGUGCCGGCUGGUGGACGCGGACGGGCCGCUGGCCAGGCUAAAGAAGGCCAUCUUCAACCCAGAGCUCUACGAAAACAUCGCGGAGUGGAUCGUGGCACACUGGUGGGCGGUGCUGUUGAUGGGCAUUGCUCUCAUCAUGCUCAUGGCGGGCUUCAUCAAGAUUUGUAGCGUGCACACGCCGAGCAGCAACCCCAAACUGCCCCCGCCCAAACCUCUUCCAGGUACUUUGAAGCGGCGGCGAGCGCAGCAGCACGCCAACUCCCAGGUGCAGCACCAGUCCCAGCACGCGCACCAGCACGGCCACGGCGGCCACGGAGGACACGGCGGCCACGGCGGCCAGCGGCAAGCCCAGCGGCAGCCGCAGCGGCAGGCGCAGCCCCAGAGGCACCACCGUCAGCCCAGAGAGAACUAUCAGAUGGGCCAGAUGAGACGCUGAGUCCCCGAAAACCCGCAGACCCACCCCCCUCCUCCCCACCCCCCCAAUGCCUUGGCUCCUCCUUGUGCCUACAGUGGGAAACAAAAGCGUCACUCCAUCCAAAGAAAAGCCUGACAUGGUUGUUAGUCAUGAUCACAUUCACCAUCGGCAGACGAAAACAGACACGUGAAAAAGAGAAAACGCUAACCUAGCAACUCGAUUGGCUCUUUGUGGAGUGGACUCGACCAUCAGCCAUUUCCAAUGCAGUGCGAUCUAGCAUCUUUUUUCCAUCUUACUUUUUUUUUUCUUCUUUUUUUUUUUUUUUAAGGAGUGCCAAGGAGUUAAGGAAUCAUGUGUAGCUUUAGUACAUUCUGUGAUGGGUUUUUUUUUUUGUUUUAUUGCAAUGUCUUCUUGAGUGACAAGCCCGUGGCUGCUGGUGAAUUGUUCUGUGCUAUUUUUAAUUUUUUUUCUUUUUCUUUUUUCUUGUUUUGUUUUUUUUCGCCAUCCUAGCCAGGAAUGAGAGACACUCAGUGGGGAUUUGCGGCACUUUUUUGUGAUUUACACACAUGUCAAAACGGCAAAAGACACAGGCUCCGGUCUCUCAUGCAGACAGUUCUCUGCAUGUGACUGUAAAUACUUAGUGUAUCAUAAGUGAAAACAAACUAUUUCUUCUACUGUAAAUUGUGUAAUUCUUCACUUUUUUUCCUCUUUAAUUUUUUUUUUUGUUUUUCUUUUUUUGAAUUUUUUUUUCGGUUAGUGCUCUCAGGAUUCUUAACACAUAAAUGAAGGAAUGAUGGUUUGUGACGAGCUCCUUUGGACGUUGCGGACGAGGAUUCGACGCCAUCGGGUUCUUCUCGCGGUCCAAUCAGGUGGAUCUCUCUCACUUUUGAUAGGUCGCUAGAUUUUUUGAUUUUUUUUUUUUUUUUUUUUGAACUACAAGGUCGCCAUAUCCCAUUUUUCAGGCCUUCUUGGUUCAAGCUCCCUUUUUCCAUCUUUUUUUUUUUCCUCCUUCUUCUCUAAUUUGCUUUGCUGUGUAUCAACCUAGAUGAGGUAUUGCAGGGAGGAUCACCUAGUUUGGUACAUUUACUGUCUUUUUACUGAUUUUUUUCCUUUCGAUAAUGAAGAAUGAAUAACCACUAACUGAAGCUGAAGAUGAGUCUACCUGUUACGAUAUGAAGACCAGGGAAAGUGAAGGCUGCUGUGGUUUAGUGUAGAAGUGAGAGCGUAUCAUGUUACAGAGUUAGUUUACAUGAGUGUGGAAAUAAAUUUUUAAAAAUGACUUAAAAAAAAAAUUUAAAAAAAAGGAAACAAAUGUAAGAUUAAAUCAUUCUAUUAUUCUUCAGAUAGCAAAACUAAGAACUUUUCAAUGUGGGCAUGCAGACACAUUUAUUAAAUGUGACUAUUAAUUGACCAAGGUCUGUAAUGUUUGUAUGUCACUCAACACUUAUUUACUUUUUGACAGCUAUCAAUGUUUGUCUUGAAGCAGCUGGGGAGAGCAGUGUGACGCAGCAGUGUGUGUGUGCGCGCGCGUGUGUGUGUGUGUGUUUUCACCACUUCCACAGGAAGACAGGCGGCUGCUUCGGUCGGUUUCGUUUCAGCCAUUUAAAUCAAACCAGCAGUUCUCUCCUGGGUCAGAUCUCAUCCCAGACUGAUUCCCCUUAAGAGCUCAUGAGCAACGGGCCUCGGUUCUGCGUUUACAUCGGCGUGCCAUAAACACCCCCCCCCCCCAACCCCCCCCAACCCCGAAAGCUGAUCUCUGUGCACAGGUUUCAUGAAACACAGGAAGCACCUGGAGCGUUUCUGAAGCCACUUCAGCUGAAUGAAAGGAAGGAGAUGUGAUUGCUUUGUUUGUGUUUGUUGUUUUGUUUUUGUUUUUAUUUUGUUCAUUUUUAUUUUCCUGUGGGAUUGUUCGACCUCAGGUGUUCCUCUUUUGGCUACGAGAAAAGGGGCAUUUUUUUUGAAAAUACCUUAAACACUAACCGAGAGGUAAUGUGAUCACGGCAUAUUGAACAAAAAGGAAAAAAAAAAACCCAUGUGAGUUAUUUGCUGUGCAAAGCGUUUUUCACUCUACUUUUGCAUGAGGGUGGGAAAAAAAAAGCACCGAGGCGACAGGCGCGUCGCGUUUCCCCCGUGCUCUCGCUUUGUGUUCUCCUCGCAUCGUUACUUUUUUAAUGCAUGCAGUAAUAAUCACAGCUAGUAUCUUAAACUGGACACCGUUAAUCACAUGUGCUCUGGAGGGGACAACAAACAAAAAGGAAAAAAAGGAAAAAAAAAAAAGAAAACCUCACAUGUCACACUUUAUUUCGCACGGCGGACGAAUCGGACGGUCGGCAGAACUUCUCAUGUCUGUACAAAACGGAGCUCUUUUUAAAUUUUGGCCUCCCGGGGCCCCGCGACACAGCCGCCGGGCCCGGAGCGUCUACCUGUAAACUUGUACAGUACUUCGAAAAACGAAAAUGAAAAAAAAAAAAAAAUAACAGAAAAAGUAAUUUGCAUUUCAUUUGAAAAUGGAGAAAUUACAUUUUGAUACAUCUGUUUGAUUUUUUUGUAUUCUAAUUCCAGAGUAAGUUGUUCAAAGAUGUUCAUAUGUGACAAAACUUUCCUCUCUUCUAAGUUAUUUAUGUUCUUAUAUGUGCUAGUUGAACUGGAGUUUGCUUCUGAUACUUUUUUUUUCCUCCGCCAUCAUCCAUGGUUUAAAAACAGUUCAGUGUGAUGGAGUCAAUGUUACAUUCUCAUUUUUGUCUUUGUUACCCUGUGGCAUGGUUUGGGUAGACGAGCAGAAGAAUAACGCCUGUAAAUUUCCUUUUCUUUUUAAUUUCGUAGUCUUGGUAAAGUUUUUAGAUAAACGUGCACUGAAAAAAAUGUCCAAAUUGAGUUGAAAAAAAAAAAAAUGUCGUAGGUGAUGUAGGCCGAAAGAACACACGAUUAAAAAGUAAUACUACUGUCUGAUUUUAAUGUUCACUGUGUUUUAUACAGUAUCGGAAAUUUUUGUUCACUUUGAACAUUUUUACUAAAAAAAAAAAAAAAAAAAAAAAAACGAGAAAAAAAGCUCAAAAUUGUAUUGUGCAAAGAGAUGUAAUUUUUUGGAGUACUUGAAAUGCAUUAAUUAAAAGACUCGUUCAAAAUAAAAUAGACCCCUGUUUACUGUC
Molecule: messenger RNA, 5603 nt
Organism: Salarias fasciatus (jewelled blenny)
Lineage: Eukaryota; Metazoa; Chordata; Actinopteri; Blenniiformes; Blenniidae
Product: disintegrin and metalloproteinase domain-containing protein 10-like
Exons: 16
Coding region: 97-2475 (792 amino acids)
Biological process (GO): Notch signaling pathway; membrane protein ectodomain proteolysis
Cellular component (GO): synaptic membrane; plasma membrane
Molecular function (GO): metalloendopeptidase activity involved in amyloid precursor protein catabolic process
Source: RefSeq, a predicted model, not a curated record